Molecule: messenger RNA, 963 nt
Organism: Hansenula ciferrii
Lineage: Eukaryota; Fungi; Ascomycota; Saccharomycetes; Phaffomycetales; Wickerhamomycetaceae
Gene: UFD1
Product: polyubiquitin-binding protein UFD1
Exons: 1
Coding region: 1-963 (320 amino acids)
Cellular component (GO): VCP-NPL4-UFD1 AAA ATPase complex
Molecular function (GO): polyubiquitin modification-dependent protein binding
Source: RefSeq, a predicted model, not a curated record
AUGAUGCCUGAUAGUACUAGAAAAGAUGAUGCAAACUUUGGUGGUAAAAUCUUUUUGCCUCCAAGUGCUCUUAAUAGAUUAACAAUGCUUCAUAUCAGGUAUCCAAUGCUUUUUGAGCUUAAAAACGAAGAUCAAGGUUUAAAAACUCAUUCAGGUGUUUUAGAAUUCGUUGCAGAAGAAGGAAGAGUUUACUUGCCACAAUGGAUGAUGAGCACUUUACAACUGAAACCAGGUGCAAUCAUUAAGAUCACAAAUUCUGAUGUUCCAUUGGGUAAAUUUGUUAAAAUUGAACCACAAUCAGUUGACUUUUUAGAUAUAUCAGAUCCUAAAGCUGUUUUAGAAAAUGUGCUACGGAAAUUUUCAACAUUAAGUGUCAAUGAUAUAAUAGAAAUCAAUUAUAAUGACAAGAUUUAUGGGAUCAAAGUCUUAGAAGCUAAACCUGAAUCAGAUUCUAAUAGUAUUUGUGUCAUAGAGACUGAUUUAGAAACAGAUUUUGCUCCUCCAGUUGGAUAUGUUGAACCAGAUUAUUCCAAAAAUACCACUUCAAAAUCAAAAGAAUCAGCUAAACCUUCAGCUGGAAAACCAUUAGGUACUAUGGCAAAAUCAAUCAAUUAUAAAGAAUUAGCACAAAAGGCAAGUCAAGAAAUUUCAUCAUUCAAAGGUGAUGGUGUAAAGCUUUCAGGUAAAGCUUCAAAACCAAAAAGUGCAGAAAAGAAAUUAGAAGAAUUAGAUUUAAAUUUUGAUGGACCUCCAGCAAGAUUAGAAUUACCUGAUGGACAAUUGUUUUUUGGAUUCCCAUUAGUUCCUGUCCCGAAUGAUGAAAAUUCUCAAGAAGAACAAAAACCAAGUGCAUUUGUAGGCCAAGGUCAAUCUCUAAGGCAAAGUAAAAAGAGAAAAGACACCAAAUCUCAUGAAAGUCCAAAACCAAAAGUACAAAGUCCAGAAGUGAUAGAAAUUGAUUAG